Molecule: messenger RNA, 564 nt
Organism: Dovyalis caffra
Lineage: Eukaryota; Viridiplantae; Streptophyta; Magnoliopsida; Malpighiales; Salicaceae
Source: the annotation of a GenBank genome assembly
AUGGCUAGAUUUAGGUUCACCGUCAAUGAGAAGAGGAGCAUGGGAGCUGCAAGAGCUCAGCAACAGGAGCAGCAGCAACAGGGGGAACAACAGCAGCAGCAAGUGCACAGCGAAUCCGAUAACAAUACGGAUUUGAACCGCCCUAUGAUUCCUCCUGUCCUUGCGUUGCCUGCCUUUCAACCCAGAAACUGGUCUGGGAAUGGUGUGACUCGCCCGGCGACCUGCGAAGAUAAUAUAGAUGAGUUACAAGAGCACAUCCAUAGGGAUCUUGAGGAAAUAAGGCGUGAGCUGGACUCUGUCGAAGUGGAACUCAGAGUUGCAAGGUUAUCAUGGCUAGAUGCCGGUUAUGUUCUUACCAACCAGUUCUGCCUGACGGUUUUUUUCUUGCAGCCGAAAGCCAUCUCCGUAAUGAGAAGUACUGGGAGGCGAUAUGACAUAAAGGAGGAGGAGAGAUCCUGUCAAAUCUCAGUCAUAUUGCCUUGUGCUUUAGUUGGAAAGCAUGGUAAUCUAAGUUUGUUUGGUGUCGUUUUAGUUCGAGUCUGUGCUUCGUCCGUUCUAGCUUGA